AUGUCCAAAUCCUGGUUCAAACGUAAAGGGAAAAAUCCUCAUCCAAAGUAUUCUGGUGGCACAACUAUCUCUCAGUCAAACACUUCGACCGCCAGUACGGGUGGGGGUUGGGAGAAAACACGCGAUAUAGCUAUCCCCUUCCUAGAAUUCGUCGCCAACAUCUCAGAAGCAUCUGAUGUGCUCGCUCCCCUUAAAGCAGCAUGUAGUGCCACGAAAAAGGUGCUAGAAACGAUACGCGCUAUACAGAACAACAAGGAAGACUGGAGUCAUCUUUCUCAGCGUCUUCAAGGCCAUCUGGAAUCGAUGGAGGACCAGAUCACGGUCUUUGAAGGAUAUCCCGAGGAGAGUCGCAAGGCCGACGACUCUUUGCGACAACCAUUGCUUGCCUAUGUCAGGCAAGUUUUGCACUCCAUGGUGGGAGAUCCGGCUUACAAAGUGAACAGAAAACUCGAAGAAAUGCAGAACGCAGUCGAAGGGCGAACCCGUUCACGGCUGUUGUCUCGAGCAACAAAAGUGGACAUUGACGCAGGCGAUAUUCAGAAGUUUCACAAAGAUAUUGAUGAUUGUCACCAAAGACUUACUGCCGCUCUAGCCGUCACCUCUGCACUUCACAUUCAAGUCAUCAAAGUGGACGUGGUUGCUAUUUUUCAGCUGCCUGUCAUUCUUUCGACAUCAUCUACGGUGCAUGAUUGCUGCAAGCCGGGAACCCGAGUGGCAGUCCUCGACAAUAUCCGCCACUGGGGAGAGGGAGAAUUCUCGGAGCCUAUCUUCUGGCUUUGUGACAUUGCGGGCUCGGGUAAAUCAACCGUAUCAACGAGUAUGGUCGCAGUUUGGAAGGACGCAGGCAUGCUCGCGGGUCAGUUCUUCUUCUCGAUCAACAGCAUGGAGGAGUCUGCCAUUACCAAACUGUGCCCAACAUUUGCCAGACAAAUGUACGAGAACGUUCCAGCACUGGCCCCCUAUGCUGUCGACGCAGUCAAACGACACCCUGCCAUCAUGACGAGACCAUUCGAAGAGCAAUUCCAGAAGCUAAUCGUCGAUCCGAUAAAGCACCAUGGAAAGCCCGUCAUCAUUGUCAUUGAUGCACUUGACGAGUGUCGGCUCAUAAAGGAAAGGCAGCGGCUACUUGAAGCAGUCUCGGCUGCGUCUCAAACUACUCCGCAUCUCAAGUUUUUCCUGACGAGUCGGCCAGAUCCCGACAUUGAGAAACUAUUGGGUCCCCUAACACUCAAGAAGAAGCUCGAAUUUCGCCUUCACGACCGAAGUUUUCAAGAUAAUGUGGACGACGUAGCGACGUACAUCCACGAGACGUUGAAAGAUGUCCUGUCUCACGAGCAACGUCUGAACCUGAUCAAAAAAGCAAAUGGACUGUUCAUCUGGGCCAAGACCGUUUGCCAGAUGUUCGAUCCGGAGAGACGAUUUGAACCUCCAGACGUCGUUUAUGAGAAAAUAACUUCUCGAGAAUAUUCCAGCGACAUUGAUUCGGUUUAUCAACUCGUCCUCGAGCGUAUAGAGCCGCUCGAUGCUCGUCAAGCUGCGACCAAGAUGCUUGGUGUACUGGUUACAGCCUUCGAGUCCCUUACUCUUGUGGGUUUGAGCAAGAUUUUGGAGGAAAUGGGACAGAGAGUGGAUGCAGACAACUUGACCAAACGGCUGGGUAGUGUCUUGCAUGUGGAACCAGUCACGACACUGGUCCGGUUCCGCCAUCAGACAUUUCUCGAAUAUCUUAAGCGACGUAGUAGCUCGGGAGAUAGUAUUAACAUGACUGAAUCCCACACAGCGCUCACGCAAUGGAGCUUGAAGAUAAUGAAAAGGGAGCUCAAAUUCAACAUAUGCCAGAUCGAGUCGUCUUUUAUUCCAAAUGCAGCGAUAGGAGAUUUCGAGAGUAGGGUCUCCAGGUUCAUCUCGCCUGAGCUCCGUUACGCCAGUUCUCAUUGGCUAUUUCACCUGUCAGAAAUGGAUGACCGAUCUCGGGAGAUGGAAUUGAAACAAGUUCAGUAUGCGGUCCAAAGCCCACAAGUAUUGUACUGGGUCGAGGUUAUGGGCGCCGUCCUCGGAGUGCCACGAGCAAUAACUGGUUUACGGCGUGUUGCGUCAUAUUUCAAGCAGGGCGACAUCCACGACCGCAUGGCGGACAUUAAGCGAUUUCUGAUGGCCUUCUCUACGCCAAUUCAGGAUAGUCUCCCCCACAUUUAUAUCUCAGCUCUAUCUUUCACACCUUUGGACUCUACUUUACGCAAGGAAAGCCAGAAGUGGUUUCCAAAUAUUCUCUCGGUGACACAGGGUCUCGACGAGGGAUACCCUGGACUUCCUCACGAACUCAUAGGACAUGAAGAGGAAAUAUCUGCUAUAUCACUUUCACCAGAUGGACUCCGUAUUAUCUCCGGUUCAAUGGAUCGAACUAUUCGCCAGUGGGACCUCGAAACAGGUCAAAUGCUAGGAAAGCCAUUACGAGGGCACACUGAUGCAGUAAUAUGUGUAGCAGUGUCUCCUGAUGGAUUCCUUAUUGCUUCAGGGUCCAACGACGCCACUAUACGCUUAUGGGACGUGGAAACAGGUAAUGCCAUUGGAGAGCCUCUAAAUGGGCACACGUACCCUGUGCUGUCAGUUUUAUUCUCACCGGAUAGCCAGCAUAUAUACUCUGGCUCCGUGGAUGAUACUAUACGUUUAUGGGAUGUUGAGGGUAGGGAAGCUUUGGGGCAACCACUCGAAGGCCACGAGAAAGCUGUGACAUGUCUGGCAAAUUUUCCGGACGGUUUGCGCCUUGUCUCUGGAUCAGCCGAUCGAGCGCUGCGAAUAUGGGAUCUCAAGACUCUGCAGCCUGUAGGACAGUCCAUGGAAGGACAUGACAAUGUGGUUACAUCUGUUAGCGUCCUGCCUGACAGUCUGCAAAUUCUUUCCGCAUCGCUUGAUGGUACCAUUCGGUGCUGGGACAGCAUGACCGGCGACCAGUUACAAGAGUGGCGUAUGCCGCUCAUGGGUCGCGCGCUUCGUUUAGAUAUCAGGGUCGAUACUGCGUUCUCACCUGACGGGACACGCGCCAUAUCCUUUGGCAGAAAGUUUCUGGUUCUUUGGGAUAACUGCUUUUCCGAGCCUCACAACGCUGUGGUCACGGGAUCAGGCCGCGGUAUCAUUUUGCUAUGGAACACUGAUGAUUUGAAUCCAGUUGGCAAGGCCCCUCAAGGCCACACGAGCUCCGUCAGGUCCGUUGCAGUAUCGAAUGACGGUUCAAAGAUUGCCUCCUGCUCUUUCGAUGGAAAUAUCUACCUAUGGGACGCAAAAACAGGCAAAGAGUAUGGAGUGCCACUGGAGGGUCAUAUCGGGGAUGUUUCAUCAGUCGUUUUCUCGGGUGAUGAUUCACUCGUUGCUUCCGGGGGCGAGGAUUCGACUGUACGAGUGUGGAACGUUGCAACCCAUCAGAUGUCCGGAGAUCCGUUUACGGAUCACACCACACGGGUUGAGUCUCUAACGUUCUCCCAUUACGGACAUUGCGUAGCGUCAGGCUCGCGUGAUGGAUCUAUCUAUCUUUGGGACGUGGGGACCGUUCAAGUAGUUGGAAAACUCUUACAAACCCAUAAUGACGGAAUAGCCUCUCUUCAUUUCUCUCCUGACGAUUCAAGCAUUGUUUCGGCAUCUUGGGAUGGUAUGAUUUGCCUAUGGCGUGCCUCGACGGGGGAAAUGAUCAACCGAGUCGAAUAUACCACAGGUUUACACUCGGUAGCUAUGUCUCUGGAUGGACUACAGCUUGCUGUCAUUCCAGGUGCCGGCCCUGUUUCCGUGCUGGACGCAACGACUGGCAAGGAAGUAAAAAAAUUGGUGGACCAUCUAUCAAAUUUCUGGGCAUCCGCACUUUCAUCCAAUUGGCAGCUUCUUGUCUCUGGACUAUCCAAUGGAGUGGUACAGCUAUGGGACACGGAGUCUCAGAGGUGGAAGGCAUUCCUGAGAGGUCACACCGACGGUGUGACUGCUCUUACACUGUUCCCUGAUGGAAGUCGUGUCGUAUCCGGUUCACAAGAUGCUACAAUUCGAGUUUGGGACUCUUCAUUCGAUAUGGGUCAAGCUAAAAUCGAAGAGGUGGAACCUGAGGACAUAGCCGAGCCCUCGUCUUCCCAUGAAAGACGACUUCCAUUCUCGAUUUCUGACCUUAGGAAUCUCAUGCUCUCUGAGGAUGGCUGGGUGAUGUCAAAUGACCAACUGGUCUUUUGGGUACCUCCUCAGAACCGCCAUGGCCUUGAAUAUCCUUGCCUCCUUAGCAUCCCUAUCACAGGCAACUACCGCGCAACAAACAUAGACUUUACCAAGUUUACGUGUGGUUUGUCGUGGACACAUAAUGCGAAAGAAGGCGCACAUGAUCUUGAGGACGUGGAAGACCAGGGGUCAGGUUCGUUGUUCAGCCUUUCUCUGCGCGAGCUCGGUCAAAAUGGGACAAUAUGCUGGAAGAACCUAUCCACGCCACCGGAGGGAAUCUUAUCAAUCAUUGCGGUCGAUCCUGUCCAGGACAUUUUGGCAGUCGAAGCCGGGAGCUGGUCUGAUAUAAGGCUUCUCUUCCUCUCACUUUCGACACUCGAACUUAUUCCGAGUGACAUUGACAUUAAUCCCAAUGAUCACCACAUUUGCUCGGUUUAUUCAAACUUGUGCUAUAUUGGCGAGCAAGGGGACGAAGAAUUUCGGCUUUGUAUCAAGGACUGGCGUACGGGGGAGACAAUACUGGAUGAAGUAGAGUAUAAUCAAUUCUGUGAUCCAAUCAUUUUGUCGUCAGAGUAUUUCUUGGUCGGGACCACAGAUCCAUCGUCCACUGCUAUUGUGAUCAGAGGCUUCGACGACGACCGAGCUGUAACGUUACAGCUGCCGGAGUGCGUUGCAGACGUGGUGCCGGUAUCUUCGACCUGGAUUUCAUCGAGAUCCUCCAGGCCUCACAAGAUGCUGGUUUCAUCCACGGCAUACGACGUCGUCUUGCUCAGUAUCCGAUUGCAGAUGUCCGUGGAGGACUAUGACGAGUGGGACUUCAACCUAGUAAUCAAAUCCAAGGCAUUAUCGCACUUCUUCACAAACUACAGCGGCUGCCAACUUUCAUGGGAACAAUGGGGACCCCAAUCGGCGCGCCUGCUGCCUAUUACGGAGCCAGAUACCGUAUCGCCACUUUCCGUCCAUGGAUCUCGUGUACUGCUCUCCAUGUCACCAGUAGUCCUCGCCUCUCUGUAUGGAGAAGAGGCUUUUGGGCACCCACAAAAGUGCUCAAAUGAGAGGCAAAUCGUCCUUCUUGACUUCAAUCCCGGUGCCGCAUCAAUACCUUGCGGUCAUAGAGAGCCAGGCCUCAUACGCACCAUGGACACGACGCUGUUUGAACCUGCCAUGCUUCGCCCAUCAGAAGUGUCAGACGGUCUCCUCUUUACGGUGCUCAAUAGUCGACCCGCAACCUUGAAGAUGGGAAGAUUUCAUCUCACGGAUAACGUUCUAAUCGAGGAAGAUGCGGGUGAGUGCACCAUGUAUUGGAUGGGUGAUCCAUAA
Serendipita indica DSM 11827 is the source of this 5508-nucleotide messenger RNA. The record is from the annotation of a GenBank genome assembly. Lineage: Eukaryota; Fungi; Basidiomycota; Agaricomycetes; Sebacinales; Serendipitaceae.